This is a messenger RNA of Ixodes scapularis (black-legged tick), 1569 nucleotides long. RefSeq lists its product as uncharacterized. The record is from RefSeq and is a predicted model, not a curated record. Lineage: Eukaryota; Metazoa; Arthropoda; Arachnida; Ixodida; Ixodidae. The coding region runs from base 1 to 1569 and encodes 522 amino acids. The transcript has 3 exons.
AUGUACUGGCGACCUCACGUUAGAGGCGAAGAAAAGGAGGCUGGCGGAAGAAAACCGCUGCUUCAGAUGCACAAUCGGAAGGCACCGGGCGAGGGAGUGUCGGCGGAAGGUGCCCCUGCGACAAGCGUCCAGAACGCAAUCUCCGACAGUACUGACGUCCCAUUGGAUUUCGAAGUGCUUCUUCAAACGUUCCGAGCCUGGGCUGAGGAAGGCAACCAAAGACUUUACGUGCGAGCCAUUAUCGAUGGAGGUAGCCAACGGACGUUCAUUCGUGAGGAUCUUUCUCGCAAACUCGACCUCAAAGUUCUGGGAGAUGUUAGCCUCCGGCUAAAUACGUUCGACCACUCCACGUCACGACCGCAACGUCGGCGACUAGUGCAAGUACGGUUGCACAGCCAAUACGGCCAAGAAGAGUGCGUCAUCGAGGCCGUCGAGGUACCCUUCAUUUGUAAGGACGUUGUGCAGGUACCCGUCGACCACGAAUUUGUGCGCCGUAAGAUGAAAAACGGCCGUCGUAUUGCGGACAUGCUUUUCUCCCCUCUGGCCACUGCUGAAGAGGGCAUUUCCCUUCUGGUCGGUUCAGACCAGAUGUGGCGAGUGAACGGUGACCAAGUGCUGCAUUGCAAGAAAAAUCAGAAGCUGGUAGCUAUAAGCACCAUUUUUGAGUGGACCUUUCAGGGCCCAGUGUCAAACCACAGAUCUCUCAAAGGCAGCACCAGCAGCAUGGUAUGCGUGCUAAGAACGAAAUGCUCCAGGAACGAGAACGUCGGAGACAUCCUGCGGCGUUUUGGGGAGCUAGAGAGCAUCGGCAUUUCUGACCAGCCCUCCAACAAGAUGGAAGAAGAGAACGAACUGCUGAACGAGUUCAGCCGAACAAUACGGAAAGUGAAUGGGUUGUACGGAGUGGGUCUACCAUUCAGGGUCGUCGCGGGAGAACUGAAGGAUAACCACAGGCUGGCAUUGAAAAGUCUUGAGAGUUUGAAGAAGAGAUUGUCACGCGACGAGUCCUUCGCAAAAGAUUACAACUUCAUAUGCAGCUACAUCACCUCAGGACACGCAGAAAAGUUUAGUUUCGAAGAACUGACAACCAUGCUACACGAGGUAAAAGCCGUCGUGAAUUCUCGAUCUUUGGCCCCUGUUCUCGACGCUCCACACGAGCAGGAUGCUUUAACGACUGCGCACUUCUUGUUGGGCAGGCGUCUGACGGCUUUCCCAUCAGUCAACGUAGAAGCUAUGCCAGGUUCUGUGAGAGGGGACAUCACCAGGCGUUGGCUACACAGGCAGCAACUGCUGGACCAAUUCUGUCGGAGAUGGCGGAAGGAACGCCUCAUUCAGCUCCGCUCCGCACACCGGUCGCCCGAGACGUGGACAAACAACCUACAGAACGGGAACCUCGUUCUUGUUCACGAGGACAAGACCCCACGGCUCAUGUGGAAAACGGGGAGGAUCGAAACAGUUCAGCUGGGCAGAGACAACCACGUGCGUUCCUGUCUGGUGCGCCUACCAAGCGGGGUAACGCUUCGGCGCCCCGUGCAGCUCCUUUACCCCCUGGAACCGGCAAGUGAAUGA